Molecule: messenger RNA, 460 nt
Organism: Haliotis rubra (blacklip abalone)
Lineage: Eukaryota; Metazoa; Mollusca; Gastropoda; Lepetellida; Haliotidae
Exons: 4
Coding region: 16-432 (138 amino acids)
Source: RefSeq, a predicted model, not a curated record
AAGGUUAAGAAGAAUAUGUUCUAUCUGGCACCACACCUAGAAAUAAAGAAAUCAAACACGUUUGGUUUGGGGUGCGGGCCCUUAUCAGCUGGCUCUGCUCCUAGAUAUACCACGACACGACGGUCUAUCAGUACCUCAGUUGUACGGACAACAGCUCACAUAACAAUGAAGGUCGUGCUUAUGCUCCUUGUUCUGCUGCCCCUGGCCUUCUCCAAGCCUUUGGAGAAGAGGAUGCUUUUAUCUAACAUUCUGGAUUCGAACGAGGUCAAGCACAUAGUGAGUCUUUUGGUUCAAACCCUUGGUUCUGACACUACCGAGAAGCUCUGCGAGACCGAGUGCCCUCUGAUAAUAAAGGUGUCCUUCCUCCAGAAUGCGUGUCCCAUGGUCUGCCCUUCAAUCCAGACCCUUAUCCAAAAGUUCAAUCUUGAAUAGGCUCCAAGAAUAAAGUCCAGAUUCCUUA